GUGUCGAGUCAAACGAUGUUGACGUCGAGUUUCUCGCCAGCCCCGGUGGUGCCUCCAAGGCUGCUUCGACACCAAGCGUCGGAGCAGUCCAUCAGUGUCAUGGCUGCCAGCGCCCCGCCGCCGGAACCGAUCUUACCGACGGUGUAUUCGAGUCGACAUCCCGAUCUCAAUGUGAUCACGCCUGAGACGGUGGUGAGGGUCUUGAGAGGGGAGUACGAAGGUCAGUUGGCGGGGUUUCAGCUGCUGGAUUGUCGGUUUCCCUUUGAGUUUGAAGGAGGGAGUCUGCACGGCGCCACGUCGUUGUGUGAUCCGGACGCGAUGGAGGCCAAGUUCUUCGUAUCGACGGAGCUGGAGACGUACACGCGUACGGCGCUGAUAUUUUUCUGUGAGUUCUCGGCUAACCGCGCUCCCAAAAUGCUGCGUCACGUC
Messenger RNA from Phytophthora sojae, 429 nucleotides. RefSeq lists its product as hypothetical. The transcript has a single exon. The annotation marks the transcript as partial. Gene Ontology annotation, cellular component: nucleus; cytoplasm. NCBI's taxonomy places the organism in Eukaryota, Oomycota, Peronosporomycetes, Peronosporales, Peronosporaceae. Gene Ontology annotation, biological process: protein dephosphorylation; G2/M transition of mitotic cell cycle; positive regulation of G2/M transition of mitotic cell cycle. The record is from RefSeq and is a predicted model, not a curated record. Gene Ontology annotation, molecular function: protein tyrosine phosphatase activity.